This is a messenger RNA of Aspergillus sclerotioniger CBS 115572, 1899 nucleotides long. RefSeq lists its product as uncharacterized. NCBI's taxonomy places the organism in Eukaryota, Fungi, Ascomycota, Eurotiomycetes, Eurotiales, Aspergillaceae. The transcript has 2 exons. The record is from RefSeq and is a predicted model, not a curated record. Bases 1 to 1899 code for a protein of 632 amino acids.
AUGGGAUUAGGCCAGUCGACUGAAUCUGAGAACCAGGCGUCCUCUCCAGAGGAGCUGAGCUACAUGCUUGCGGAACGCUUUGCUACAAAAUGCUUCUCUCCUUUGGAAUUGACACAUCUAAAAGACAACUUCUUUACACGCGCUAUUGACCAAGGUGGCUGGAAAUACUGGAAUGAGAAGAUACUCUCUGAUUUCUUGGGGAUUCCAGAUAGCAGUGAUUCUCAAUGUCCUCUGGACGCGGGCCCGGUGAUUUUCCGCAUGGUCUCGUACUUGGGGGCAUUUCCUUUCCAAAAUACGUUAGCGCCAAGCGUUCUAACAUUUGACGCUAUGGUGAAAGUGAUUGUCUUGCUGACUGAACGAUAUGGAAAGGUUCUGAGGAGAGCGCGCAGAGAUAGGAUACGGCUGCUUUUUGGGAGUCUUGCUGAUGUUGGAAGGAAAGAUGUUGAUCAGCAAAGUAAUGACGAUGAAGUGAAAGAGGAUGCAGAUUCAUCUGCGGCGAGCUCCCAUGCUCCAGGGUUUGCUGUCGACGAGCCACUUAAUGAUGAUUAUGAGGACGAGGAAGAUGAUGACCUUGCACUGGCUGCUUUGGAAUCUUUGGAUGCCAUUGAAGUCUUCAAGCACGACUCCCGCAUGGACAGGGCCGUCUACGAAGCUCGAAUAUCCGCUGAUACGCUCCGUCGCCUCUUGAUGUUACUUAUUGUCAUUUCGCCCUUGAAGUUCCUUGAGCCUGUAAGGACAUACACAUCCGAUUUAAAUGGAAAGCGCAUGGAAGCAAUUCGGGCGGAGGCCGAUAGUAUCAUGGCGGCAUUCAGACAGGAGCCAUCCGGCGGGAUAAGCUACAAAGAAUUCUCUCGGAUCGUGACUUCAUCAUUCCCAUACCUUUUUGAUCCUCUGACACCAUUGUUUGAGCAUCUUCUUUUCAGCAGAAAUCUCAACUUAUCCCAAAAACGCGAUAGGGCUGAUUCGGCCGCGUCAGAGCCGGUCGAAGAACCUCCGGAAGAUCUAUCUUCGCCUCCCGCCAUUACGCUCCCGGGUAGUUUUGAAUCAAUGAUUCUGGACCCAAGCACCAUAUCACAUCUUUCAUUCUUUCUUCCCUCAUCCUCCGAAAGCUUGAACUUCCUCCGUGGAAACUCGCGCCUACACCCUGUCUUCUCAACAGUCGCACACGGAUCCUCUCUGACUUCCUUUUCCCACCACGUGCUUACCUGGUCCUCAGGUACCCUUCUUGUACUCGAAGGUGCCACCGAAACAGGCGAUAUGGUAACUCUUGGUGCAUACUUACCACAGCCAUGGAAGUCAUCAACGUCAACUCAGACCACUUCCAAAUUUUCUGAUUCAGUUCUUCCAUGUCUUUUCCAACUCUCACCCAAACACCUGCUUCUACAAGGAAACAAUUCCCCAUCUGUACAACAGCCGAAUGCACCUGUUGCCUACUUCUCCGCAAAUUCGGGCAUUUCAAUAGGUUGCCAAAUUCCCCCUUCAUCACGAAGCAAUAAAAAGCCUCCCACUCCUCUUGGGGCCGGUAGUUUAACCAUCGAUGUCAGUCUUGAAACCGCCGAGUUCCAUGUUUCGCCAAUCGGCCGUAACGGCGUCUUUCUCCCCCCACCCUCAGGAUCUACUCCGGAGAACACAGCCAAAACGCAAAUUGAGAUUUACAACUUAGAAGUGUGGGGUCUAGUCCCUGAUCCCACAGCCACCUCCGCAGAUGGCGGCAAAAGCGCUGUUGAAUUACAACAGGCCAAGUGGGAAUUUGAAGCUCGCGAGGCAGAGCGAAGACGCAACCUUAACCUGAAGGCCGGACCAGGCGGUUCUGACGUCGACAGUGCUAGAUGGUUAUUGGAAACUGCAGGCUUAAUUGGUGAUGGCAGUGGCACUGGACGAGCCGGAGGCAGUGUUUAA